Tribolium castaneum (red flour beetle) is the source of this 2064-nucleotide messenger RNA. It is a transcript of the gene Pgant3, whose product is annotated as Polypeptide N-Acetylgalactosaminyltransferase 3. Bases 156 to 1964 code for a protein of 602 amino acids. The transcript has 6 exons. Gene Ontology annotation, biological process: protein O-linked glycosylation. The record is from RefSeq and is a predicted model, not a curated record. Gene Ontology annotation, molecular function: polypeptide N-acetylgalactosaminyltransferase activity. Gene Ontology annotation, cellular component: Golgi apparatus. NCBI's taxonomy places the organism in Eukaryota, Metazoa, Arthropoda, Insecta, Coleoptera, Tenebrionidae.
AAAGAAACCUGUAAUAACCAUGUGGCCACCUAUCGAAGCGGGCCUCAACUAUUGAAUAAAACGUGCCAAUUCCGAAUCAAAAUUUAAGUGAUAAGAAAGAAAAGGUCACGAAGACGUGUUAUCGCCUAGAUUUGUAUCAAAUCGAUCAUCCGAUUAUGUUUCCUGGCCCUUUACGAAGAUGUAAACGAGUUUUGCCUGUGAUCCUCUUUUUUGUGUCCAUUGUGAUAAUAAUUGUCUAUAGAUUAAGCGUGAAAAAGAGCGAAAUACAUCCAAAACACAUCUACAGGGCCAACAAUCAGGAAGAAUAUGUUGAUAAAAAUGGUGUUAAGGUAGUUGUGGGUCAUUAUAUAGGAAAUCCCGUUCAUGCGAUCCCCAAUGCGACCCACGACAUGAUUAAUGAAAAUAAUUACGACCCUAGACCAGGGGCCGGAAAAAACGGCAAUCCGGUUGUAAUCGAACCGAAAGACUUAUUAAAAAUGCAGCAAUACUUCCAAAUAAAUCGGUUCAACCUUUUGGCUAGUGACAGAAUCCCUCUGAAUCGGUCUUUACCCGAUUUUCGUCGAAAAAAAUGCGCAACGUUAUUUGGCGACUAUCCGACUUAUCCAAAAACCAGUAUUAUUAUAGUUUUCCACAACGAGGCCUGGUCCACUCUGCUGCGGACCGUCUGGAGUGUGAUAAACCGAAGUCCGCCCGAACUUUUGGAGGAAAUUAUCCUAGUGGACGAUUCAAGCGAACGAAAAUUUCUCAAAAAACCUCUGGACGACUACGUGGCCAAUCUUCCCGUUCCGACGAAAGUCCUCCGUAGCCAGGCCCGGAUCGGUUUGAUCAAAGCAAGACUGAAGGGGGCCCUCGUGGCUAAAGGCCCCGUUUUAACCUUUCUGGACGCCCACUGCGAGUGCACCACCGGUUGGUUAGAAGCCCUCUUAUCUGUGAUAAAACAGGACAGGACUGCGGUCGUCUGCCCCGUCAUCGACAUAAUAAACGACGACACGUUCGCCUACGUCAAAAGCUUCGAACUGCACUGGGGGGCCUUCAACUGGAACUUGCAGUUCCGGUGGUUCACCCUCGGCGGGCGCGAACUCAAACUACGAAAAAACGACGCCACUCAGCCCUUCAACACCCCCACGAUGGCAGGGGGGCUGUUUGCCAUCGACCGGGAGUACUUUUUCGAAAUGGGGGCGUACGACGACGGGAUGAACAUCUGGGGCGGGGAGAAUCUGGAAAUGUCGUUCAGGAUCUGGCAAUGUGGGGGCAAGGUCCAGAUCGCCCCCUGUUCAAGGGUGGGGCACUUGUUUCGGAAAUCGUCGCCUUACUCCUUUCCAGGGGGGAUUAACAAGACGCUUUUCUCGAACCUGGCACGAGUAGCAAGGGUUUGGAUGGACGAUUGGGCGAGAUUUUAUUUCAAGUUCAACGAACCUGCAGACAGGAUUAAAAACGAGCAAAAUGUGACUUCGCGAAUUGAAUUAAGGAGGAAACAUAAGUGUAAAGGUUUUGAAUGGUAUUUGGAUAAUGUUUGGCCGCAACAUUUCUUCCCAAAGGAUGAUAGGUUUUUCGGCCGGAUUCGAAAUUUGGGCCAGAAUAUGUGUCUGAUUAAACCACAAAAGAAAGUGGUCUCGAACCAACCAAUGGGCAUUGCUAAGAUCGAUAUGUGUCUUGGUGAUGAGGUUAUUUUGGAAAUGUUUGUUAUGACCAAAGAAGGUUUUAUCAUGACUGACGACUCGAUUUGUUUGGACGCACCCGAAAAAGUUGUGAUAGGGCCGUCCAAGGUCCGAAUUAUGGCCUGUAGUGGGUACAGCAGGCAAAAAUGGGUCUACGACAAGGAGAAGCAGGAAAUCCGCCAUUUGACCAACCAAAAGUGCCUGGACGUGUCUGACUCCUCGAAAUUCACUGACGGUUUAAUAACGACCAACUGCACUGGUAGUCUGACCCAAAAAUGGGCUUUGGAGAGUGUCCCUUGGAAGUAACGAAAAAUGCUCUCUGGAGAUAAUUUUGUACUUAAUUCGAUCGAGUGUUCCUUGUCAAUAAUUUUGUAUUUAACGAUUUGAAAUAAACGAUUUUAUAAAA